AUGUAUAAAUUUAGGAGUAUUGCAUUUUAUGCAACAUAUCUAUUUUUAAUUAGCCUUUGUCUAUUUACUUACGUAAAAGAGACCGAAUGUGAAUCUACAGCUUCUGCUGUUAUAAAUAUUUUGAAUGUAACUACUUCUUGUGAAGUAUUUCCCCAACCAGAGGAUAUUCAUGAUCAGAGAGAUCAUGAUAUUCGAACUUAUUUUAAAAUGAGAAGGGAAUGUAGUUCGUUGACUAUUACCGUGUCGAAAAAUAGUUUUAUAUGUAUUUUUGUACUCUUUAUAUAUAGUAUUCAACGUGCAUCAGAAUUUAGUGGUAGAAAUGAAGUUAAUGGUACAGAAAGGAAGAAAAGCCAUACUUGGUUAGCGUUUCUACUAUUCAAUAUCCUACUAACAGGUACUGAUUUAUCACCAAUUAGUUAUCAGGCAACUAAUAACAUUUAUGAAAAAAAUCAUGAUAGACCCGAAGUACAAUCGCUUAGACGAUCAACAACAUAUUCACCUCCAACAAAAUCAACAACAUAA
Heterostelium album PN500 is the source of this 522-nucleotide messenger RNA. RefSeq lists its product as uncharacterized. The transcript has 4 exons. The record is from RefSeq and is a predicted model, not a curated record. Bases 1 to 522 code for a protein of 173 amino acids. Lineage: Eukaryota; Evosea; Eumycetozoa; Acytosteliales; Acytosteliaceae.